This is a messenger RNA of Wallemia ichthyophaga EXF-994, 804 nucleotides long. RefSeq names its product 60S ribosomal protein L13. Gene Ontology annotation, cellular component: ribosome; cytosolic large ribosomal subunit. Gene Ontology annotation, biological process: translation. Gene Ontology annotation, molecular function: structural constituent of ribosome; RNA binding. Lineage: Eukaryota; Fungi; Basidiomycota; Wallemiomycetes; Wallemiales; Wallemiaceae. The transcript is spliced from 4 exons. The coding region runs from base 1 to 804 and encodes 267 amino acids. The record is from RefSeq and is a predicted model, not a curated record.
AUGAUUGGCGCGUAUCUUGAGCAAAAUCAGGGGCAAGUGCCUAAUGCUGGUAUGCGGCAUGCAAUGUUCCAGGCACCAGCUGGAUGUGGAGGCGUCGAUGCGGGCGCAUUUAUCGCAGAUCCUAGAACAAUCAACAACAAGCGUUUUAUCAGCAGCAGCAACAGCAAGUGUUAUAAGAGUUUUCGCCACAACAACGUUCUUCACCGCAACCACUUCAAGAAGGAUUGGCAAUCAAGAAUCAAGACUUGGUUCAACCAACCUGGUAAGAAGAAGAGCCGUCGCGUUGCUCGUUCAAACAAGGCCGCUGCUCUCGGUGUGAGACCAUUGGAAAACCUUCGCCCAGCUGUUCGUUGCCCAACCGUCCGUUACAACCGUAAGCUUCGCGCUGGUAAGGGCUUCUCUUUGGCUGAGUUGAAGGCUGCUGGUAUCCGCCGUAAGGAGGCUCUCUCAAUCGGUAUUCCAGUUGACCACCGUCGUCGUAACCUCUCCGAGGAGGGUCUCAAGUUAAACGUCGACCGUCUUCAAGCAUACAAGGCUCGUUUGAUUGUCUUCCCACGCAACUCCAAGAAGCCAGCCAAGACUGACUCCAAGGACUUAUCUGGUGAAACUGCACGUGACGUUCAAGCCGUUGUACCAAUUCCAGCAGGAACUGUACCAGAAGGUCCAAGAAAGAUCUCUGAUGGUGAGCGUGAAGCUAAGGCAUACCGUACCCUUCGUGAAGAGCGUGCAAACGCACGUCACGAUGGUGCACGUAAGGUACGCGCAGCUAAGAAGGCCGAAGAAGAGGAAGCAAAGAAGAAGUAA